AUGUUAUGGAAGCUGUUGGAGGGUGAUCGGGCAAUCAACAACAAUCCUUCCAUGGAACAGCUCCAGAAAUUGGUCGAUGCAGCGCCGAAAAACGCCGAGAACAUCCCGGAGCCGCAGCUCGGUGCACGACCGCGCAAGACCUUCUCCAUACGGCAAAGGCGACGCGGUAAUUUCUGGACGGCCUGGACUAGACGACGGUGCCCAACUCUCCCUACCGGCUCGGACUUUGCUCUGCCUGACCUCACUCGGCUAUCACUUCUUGCUCCGAGCCCUGAACCAACAUCAGGAACAUUUCAAAGAUUUCUCAAAAAUGUUCUCAAAAACGUGCUUAACGGAUUUUUAUCGUCGGUCGUAGCCUCUCUUCCUCUGAAAGAAGGUUAUUAA
Molecule: messenger RNA, 384 nt
Organism: Necator americanus (New World hookworm)
Lineage: Eukaryota; Metazoa; Nematoda; Chromadorea; Rhabditida; Ancylostomatidae
Exons: 1
Coding region: 1-384 (127 amino acids)
Source: RefSeq, a predicted model, not a curated record